Messenger RNA from Cinara cedri, 198 nucleotides. The record is from the annotation of a GenBank genome assembly. Lineage: Eukaryota; Metazoa; Arthropoda; Insecta; Hemiptera; Aphididae.
AUGUUUGAGUUGAUUUCUUCGGACGAAGAAGAGGAAAAAGAACAUUGGCAACCGAGGAAGAAACAAAAAGGUUUCUACUUUAAAGGUCACUUGAAAGCUGCUUCAAAACGUUUGAAAGCAGUUAAAGAAGUAGAAAAAAAAAUUAAAUUAUUUUGUCAGUACCUUAUAGUUUUAUUGGAGAAAUUACUGAGUUGUUAG